Molecule: messenger RNA, 2369 nt
Organism: Podospora bellae-mahoneyi
Lineage: Eukaryota; Fungi; Ascomycota; Sordariomycetes; Sordariales; Podosporaceae
Exons: 2
Coding region: 998-2239 (413 amino acids)
Source: RefSeq, a predicted model, not a curated record
AUGUUGCCCAAUACGGUCUACAAUCCAGCAAUAUCUUGUUUGUGAUGUUGCUCCUCAUCUUUGCGGCUACAACAAUGCACAAUUAUAGCUUCAAAGGACGCUACACAAGCCCUUACCAGUACUCUGUCUGUAAAUUAUACUAAUAUUCUUUCUGUAAAGUCCUGUGUUAAGGUGACGAGAUCUUGUAUAGUUGUAUGAACACAGUUUGGUGCUUACAUCAAUCAGCUAGGUGGGCAAGAACAUCCUGUGUCUCGUAAUGGCAAAUGAUGUGUCCAGCUCACUCAACGACUCCGUCCUAAUUUUUGAACCUUGGUACUCUUGCCUACCCACUCAGUCUUGUAGUUUGCUUUCUUUGUGGUCCCAUGUGGCCAAUGGGCCCCAAUAGUUGAGUGAUGCGGACUUAGGUAGGCAUAAUACCACACUGCAAGUUCUAAGUUCCAGUGCAAAUUAAAUAUCAACAGGCUUCCUAAUUCAACAACACACCACAAGCAGUCUUGUCGAUACUGCAUUAAAACCCUACGGCGGGCUAUUGCUCUCGGUCUUUGCCGCGGGGCUUUGCCAUUCAUUGUCAUGCUCGUUAUCAGGCUUCCGUGGAAGUCGAGAGAGCAACCAUCCCAAGCAGCGGAAGCACAGGAGGGUCAUUGUACUAUCAAGCUUUCAAAGACUUUCGAUGAACAAUGGCUAUACGGUCUACACACCGGCAGUUUCUAGACAAUAUGAGGAUCUGUUAGAGAUAGCUCAACAUUGCCCUGGCCUCCAUAACCACCAGAGGAUACACCACCAAACAUCUGAGCUUCUUUCUGCCUUUCUUAUCGGGCCUUUAUCGCUCCUUAUCACCUGCUCGCCGCCCUCGUGACCCAUCGUUCCUUCCCUGACAGUCCAGGACAGUGAGGUCGGUAAGGAGGUUGUUUUUAUUCUCCCAUAUUUCUUCUCCCCCAAGAAUUGCGGUUUCUCUCCCUCGCCGAAAUCUCUCCUACAGCGUCAGACGACCGCCACCAUGCCUCCCAAAAAGGAGAAGGCCUUGAUCAAAAAGGCCACCCCCAAGGGUCGCCUCAAGGCCAGCAGCACCGAAAGCACCAAAGACAAGGCCACUGCGACCACCUCGACCAAGAAAACCCAUGCCGCCUCCAAGGCCUCCAAGGACAACGACGACGGCCUCGUCAAAUUCCCCCAGUUCAAGCGUUUCCCCCUCGAGAUCCAGCAAGAGAUCUUCACUCAAGCCCUCCGCAAACCCAGCAUCCACUUCAUGAACGUCGAGAAAGCCGUCAUCCCGGGCUACACCAACGACAAAGGCAACUGGGUCGACCCCACCUGGCAUCUGACCUACUACCCCAAACCCAAAAGCACCGACGGCUCGGGCUAUCGUAUCAACAAGGACAUGGGCUCCGUCAGCCGCGCAGCCCAGCAGGCUGUUAUUCUCGCCACAAAAAACCCGGGCAACCUCCCCUUCUCUCGCGCCUGGGGACCCAUGGACACAAACCACGACCUUGUCGUGCUCGACUUCCUCGCCGGCGCGACGUCAAACCCCAAGUCUGACUUUCGCUACUUUCAUGUUAAUAACCAGUUUUUCGUGCCGUACUUUGAUCCCGAGCUGUCUUUUCCCGCGGGGAGAUCCAGGCUCAGGGAUGAGGGGGAGAUGAACAAGAAGUCUGUUUUUGGGACGGAGACUCCGGGUGGGAUGGCUGAUCUGAAGAAGGUGGGUGUUGUGUACAAGCAGAGUUCUGAGCGCACUUGCGCGAAGCAAAACACUGUUUUUCAGUGCUGCAUCCAUGUUGACGGGAGCAUCGUGCCUCAUGGGGACUGGACCAUGUGUCCGGAUGAGGUGGCGGGGUUUAUCGACUCGAUGCCGGGGUUGGAAGUUUUGUACUUUGUCGUGCAGGUUCCAAAGGGAAGCAGGGAGGAUAGGGAGCGGUUGGAGAUUUAUAGGAGGUGGUUUUCUACAACUUACCAUGAACAGCGCCGCAUCAAGGGCCAACCUGAAGACUGGCUCACCCUGUUCCACGACGCCGACAAGACCUACAUCGGUGUCGACCGCUUCCUCAUGCUUCCUAGCGAUGAGGCCCGGCGUAUGGACCUUGAUGUUGUCAGGGAGGUCAGGGAGCUGAUCAAGGAGGUUCAUAGGCAGCUGACGCAGGACAAGGACGCGACUCCGAUGGAUCUCCGGAGGAUCUUUCGGACUCCGCUGGGGAAGAGGCAGGCAAUGGCUUACAAGAUCUUGCUGCCGGUCAGUGGCAUCUAGAUUAGAUAUCGGUCUCUAGGUUAUCGGAAUUUGGAGUUUGACCUGGGCUGGAAAGGGGAAUCAAGAGGUUUCUUUUGUAGUUAGGCCAUAUGCUUGGUUGGUAAAGUGGAAUAAACACGGUGAUUUUGAG